AGGGUUUAAGCGUUAGGGUUCUUCCAACCAUCGCCAUGACGCUAUCUCGCUUAAUCCUCCGUUCCCUCCGCCGUCCCACAGCCGCUGCCUUCCACCACCUCCUCCCAUCUCCACCGACAAACCCUACCUUUCUAAUCCCUAUUAGAUCUUUCGCCUUUUCUUCAGCAGAGGAAGCAGCAGCCGAACGCCGCCGUCGCAAACGCCGCCUCCGCAUCGAACCCCCACUCCACGCCCUGCAACGUGAUCCCAACGCCCCACGCCCAAGACGUGACCCUAACCAACCUGACACUACAUCUGCGCUGGUUGGACCUCGACUCAGUCUCCACAACCGCGUUCAAUCGUUAAUCCGAGCCGGAGACCUCGACAAUGCCUCCGUCGUUGCUCGACAAUCUGUUUUCUCCAGCACUCGUCCCACCGUCUUCACCUGCAACGCUAUCAUCGGCUCUAUGUAUCGUGCGAAGCGGUAUUUGGACGCCAUAGCUCUUUUUACCUACUUUUUCAAGCAAUCUAACAUAGUUCCUAAUGUUGUUUCUUACAAUUUCUUGAUUAUCUCUCACUGUGAAAACGGAGAAGUUGAUAAAGCUCUAGAAGUCUACGAACAUAUAAAGGAGAAUGCCCCCUUUAGCCCAUCUGCAGUUACUUUUCGCCAUUUAACCAAGGGUUUGAUUGAUGCCGGACGAAUUGACGAAGCAGUGAACUUGCUAUGGAAAAUGGUGGGCGAUGGCCACGGUGCUGACUCUCAUGUUUUCAAUAAUAUCAUAUCUGGAUUUCUUAAUCUGGAUAAUCUAGAGAAAGCCAAUGAAUUUUUUGAUGAGCUUAAGGGUAGGUGCAUGGUUUAUGAUGGUAUUGUUAAUGCCACUUUUAUGGAGUGGUUCUUCACUAAAGGUAGGCCAAAAGAAGCUAUGGAGUCUUACAAAUCUUUGUUGGAUAAGGAAUUUAAGAUGGUUCCUGCUACAUGCAAUGUGCUUUUAGAGGUUCUGCUUAAAUGGGGCAAGAAAGCCGAGGCUGAGGCUUUGUUCGAUAGCAUGUUGGAUAGGCACACCCCACCUGUUGUCCAAGCUGUGAAUUCCGAUACUUUUAAUCUAAUGGUAAACGAAUGUUUUAAGAUGGAGAAGGGGUCAGAGGCAUAUAGUGUUUUUAAGAAGGCGGGUAAGGCUCCCAAGUCCAAGCCUUUUGCAAUGGAUACAGCGGGUUUCAAUAAUAUGAUCGCACGGUACUGUGAGACUGAUAUGGUAGAUGAUGCUGAGAAAAUGUUUGUGGAACUGUGUGGCAAGUCGUUAUCACCUGAUGUCAACACUUAUAGGACCUUGAUUGAUGCUUAUUUUAAGGUAGGAAGAAUUGAUGAUGCUAUGGAGAAGUAUAUCAAGAUGGUGGAUACUGGCUUGAGAGUGAUUCCCACUUAUGCCAACAAAUGGUUCUCUGAAUUAAUUGAGAACGGAAAGAUUGUGGAGUGCGAGCCAAUUUUGACUAAAAUGGCGGAAAGAGACCCGAAACCAGAUGCUACUACCUAUGAUAUUGUGAUCAGGGCGCUUUGCGGAGCUUCUAAUUAUGACACAAGUUUGUUUUUGUUACAACAAAUGGUCAGGUAUGGUGUUGGUGUAGCCCCUGUACUUAAGGAGCAUGUGUUAGAGGUCUUUGAUAAGGUAGGGCGCAGGGAAGAGAUUGAUCGACUUCUAAACGCCAGAUGGCCAGGUUAUACUGCAAAUAGCCCACCCUAUGGAAAUGCACAACAGCAUGGUGGUGGAAAUCCAAAUGGAUAUCGACAGCAGACUGAAAGUAUACCUCAUGGCAAUGUGAAUGGGUUUGGACAGAGGCAUCAGUAUGGAAAUGGACAGCAAAACAAUAACGGAAACGAUUAUGUGAAUAGACAGCAAUACAACAUUAGGAAUACACAGCAGUAUGAUAAUGGAAGCAAUAGUGGAAGUGGACAUCAGUACAACACCGGAAGCUAUAAUGGAAAUGAACCACAGUAUGGUAAUAGAAGCUAUAAUACGAAUGGGCAGCAAUACAACAAUGGAAGCUGGAAUGGGAAUGGGCAGCAGUAUAACAGUGGAAGCUAUAAUGCCAAUGGACAACAAUACAACAGUGGAAGCUAUAAUGGCAAUGGACAGCAAUACAACAGUGGAAACUAUAGUGGCAAUGGGCAACAGUACGCAAGUGGAAACCAUAAUGGCAAUGGGCAGCAGUUUGGAACUAACUUGCAGAACGGAGGUGGACUACACCAUGGAAAUUGGCAGCAGAACGGAAAUGGAAUGCAGAAUGGAAGCGAGCAGCAGCAUGUAAAUGGGGAGCAAGGAUACGAGCAGCCUCAAGCUGGUUCUGCAGCAGCUUAGGUAGGGCAUUGCGGCUAGUAACUACGUUGCAAGGUAUUUAUUCCAUACUUCCAGUUCUUGGAAUAGGUAAAGAAAAAGGCAACCAGAUUAUAUUUUGCAAGAAAUGCUUGUCUCACCUUCUACAACCAUGAGGUGUUUUUCUUGUGAACCAUUUCUUGGUUUAUGGUAUCCGUUGAACUGUUGGUUUGGAGUUUACUUGUAUGUAAUUUAUCUAAAUGCCAUUCAGUUAUCUUUCUUUUGUUAUAGUUAUAGCACAACAUUGAGGUUAUAAUGAUAAAUUAUUAUGAAAA
Molecule: messenger RNA, 2623 nt
Organism: Cynara cardunculus var. scolymus (artichoke)
Lineage: Eukaryota; Viridiplantae; Streptophyta; Magnoliopsida; Asterales; Asteraceae
Product: pentatricopeptide repeat-containing protein At1g10270
Exons: 1
Coding region: 36-2333 (765 amino acids)
Cellular component (GO): chloroplast
Molecular function (GO): protein binding
Source: RefSeq, a predicted model, not a curated record